Messenger RNA from Caenorhabditis sp. 36 PRJEB53466, 531 nucleotides. The record is from the annotation of a GenBank genome assembly. NCBI's taxonomy places the organism in Eukaryota, Metazoa, Nematoda, Chromadorea, Rhabditida, Rhabditidae.
AUGACUGGUCAGAUGCUCUUCGAAACGUGUCACUUCCUGCCGCUCCCGCCCGCUCCAACGGUAAGUAAUCAUGAGGUAAUCAGGCUGACUUUCCUCCCUUCCUGACAUCAUAAUUCCGAGCUUUUUCAGUAUCGCGAUGCGCUGACGUCAUCCUGCUCGGACCUCAUCGAGACCGUUCUGGCCCUCCACUCCAACACUCUGGUCAGUGGUUUUCGCCCCGAAAUAGAUGUGAUUCUCUGGUCUAUCGGGGUGAUAAAAUGACGAAUUGGAGAGGUGAUAAGAGGUUGGGAAACUCAUUAAAAAGUGUCUCGGAGAGCGAAAAAUGUGGGAAUGGGAAAUUGGAAAUUGAAAAUCAAAAGUUAGAUUCUGACGGGAUUUGAAACUGUGCCUCAGAAGCCAUCAGACUUGAAGAGCUCUUUUCCUGGACUUCUGACCCACACGCAUUCAUCCGAUUCGGCUCUCAAUUUGCUCUAUUCUCAAUCUUGGUACUGCGCAUCUUCAGUAAAAGUUUCGGCCCGAUUGGAGCAUUAG